GGAGAGGUGACCACGGCCGGACCCUCACGCACCUUCACACCGCCAUGACGGGGAAACACGCUCAUUUACCGAAUCUAGCAAUGCGCUUGUCUGUCGCGCGCAAGCGCAGGACGUGAAAGAACGGCGGAGCUCAAGACAGAAGCGCCUUACCGGGGGAGGAAUAGACAAGAGAGUCGGCCGAGAGCUUUCUCCUCCUAAGAGGAUCAAGAAGAAAGGGAAUUCACGCUAUUUUUAAGCGGACUGUCUGGGGCGGGCACCAUGACCAGUGGAGCGGAUGAGAGCUCGGUGCGCGUGGCCCUGAGGAUCCGUCCUCAGCUGGCCAAAGAAAAGAUCGAAGGAUGCCACAUCUGUACGUACGUGAUGCCCGGGGAGCCACAGGUGGUCCUGGGGAAGGACAAGGCCUUCACCUACGACUACGUCUUCGACAUGGACACACAGCAGGACGCCAUCUACACACACUGCACGGAGAGGCUCAUCGAGGGCUGCUUCGAAGGCUAUAACGCCACCAUCUUUGCAUACGGACAGACCGGUUCAGGGAAGACCUACACCAUGGGAACCGGCUUCGACGUGAACAUAGGAGAAGACGAGCUGGGCAUCAUUCCCCGGGCCGUUAACCACCUGUUCCGAGGCAUUGAGGAGCGCAGACAGGCUGCCACGGAGCAGGGCCGGCCGGUACCCGAGUUCAAGAUCAACGCUCAGUUCCUGGAGCUGUACAACGAGGAGGUGCUGGACCUGUUCGACUCCGCCCGGGAUCUGGAGGCCAGGAAGCAGAAAUCCAACAUCAAGAUCCACGAGGACGCCAACGGAGGCAUUUACACCGUGGGGGUCACCACCCGCACCGUCGCCUCUGCCGCCGAGAUGAUGCAGUGUCUGAAGCUGGGCGCCCUGUCUCGCACCACCGCCAGCACCCAGAUGAACGUCCAGAGUUCACGCUCCCACGCCAUCUUCACCAUCCACCUGUGCCAAGUCCGAGUCUGCUCGCCCGAUAACAACGAUAAUGAAACGGAUAACCGCCUGGCCAAUAACUCGGAGAUCGAUGAGUUCGAGACGCUGACGGCGAAGUUCCACUUUGUAGAUCUGGCCGGAUCGGAGAGGCUGAAGAGGACCGGAGCGACCGGUGACCGAGCCAAAGAGGGCAUCUCCAUCAACUGUGGACUGCUCGCCUUGGGAAACGUCAUCAGUGCCCUGGGCGACCGGAGCAAGCGUUCCACUCACGUGCCUUACAGAGACUCCAAACUGACACGCCUCCUGCAGGACUCACUGGGAGGCAACAGUCAAACAGUGAUGAUCGCCUGCAUCAGCCCGUCGGAUCGCGACUUCAUGGAGACCCUAAACACCUUGAAGUAUGCCAACCGGGCCCGGAACAUCAAGAACAAGGUGAUGGUGAACCAGGACAGAGCCAGCCAGCAGAUCAGCGCCUUGAGGACGGAGAUCGCCCGGCUGCAGAUGGAGCUGAUGGAGUACAAGACGGGAAAGCGCAUGGUGGGCGAGGACGGCAUGGAGGGCAUCAACGACUUGGUCCACGAGAACAACAUGCUGCAGACGGAGAACAACAACCUGCGCGUGCGAGUGAAGGCCAUGCAGGAGACCAUCGACGCCCAGAGAGCCCGACUCACACACGUCCUCAGUGACCAGGCCAACCAGGCUCUGGCCAAAGCAGGUGAAGGUAAUGAAGAAAUCGGGAACAUGAUCCAGAACUAUAUCAAAGAAAUCGAAGAGCUCAGGGCCAAGCUGUUUGAAAGUGAGGCCGUGAACGAGAACCUCCGCAAGAACCUGUCGCGGGCCUCCACUCGCUCCUCGCUGUACGGCGGUCCCGCCCUCCUCGCCCCCGAGAAAGAGGCCAGCGAGGUCAUUGAGAUGGCCAAGAAGGACCUGGAGAAGCUCAAGAAGAAGGAGAAGAAAAAGAAAAAGAGACUGCGGCGAUACGAGGAGAGUCACCACCAUGAGGUUGAGUCCGCCAGUGUUAAUAAAGAGGAAGUCCCGGAUAACGAACAAGAAAGAGGAAAUGAAGAGGCCGAGCUGGAGGGAAGCGAUCAUGAGGAGGUCGAGGACGCAGACGGCGAGGACGACGACUCGGAUGUGGCCGGCGAGGAAUCAUCAGAGGAGUCCGACUCUGAAGAGCUGGACGAGAAAGAAAACGUCCAAGCCGAUCUCGCCAACAUCACCUGCGAGAUCGCCAUCAAGCAGAAGCUGAUCGACGAGCUGGAGAACAGCCAGCGGCGGCUGCACACGCUGAAGCAGCAGUACGAGCAGAAGCUCAUGAUGCUGCAGAACAAGAUCCGAGACACACAGCUGGAGAGGGACAAAGUGCUGCACAACAUGGGCUCAGUGGAGUCGGGUUCGGAGGAAAAGGCCAAAAAGAUCAAAGCAGAGUACGAGAGGAAGCUGAGCUCCAUGAACAAAGAAAUGCAGAAGCUGCAGUCGGCCCAGAAGGAACACGCCCGCCUGCUGAAGAACCAGUCGCAGUACGAGAAACAGCUGAGGAAGCUUCAGCAGGAUGUGACCGAGAUGAAGAAGACCAAAGUGACGCUGAUGCGUCAGAUGAAGGAGCAGCAGGAGAGGAACCGGGCCUCGGAGUGCAGGAGGAACCGAGAGAUCGCCUCUCUGAAGAAAGACCAGCGCAGAGCUGAACAUCAGCUGAGGCAGAUGGAGGCUCAGAAGAGGCAACAGGAGCUGAUCCUCCGCAGGAAAAACGAAGAGGUGACAGCUCUGAGGCGCCAGGUGAGGCCCGUGUCUGGAAAGGUGAGCAGGAAGGUGAGCGUCCCCGAGCCUCACCAGGACGCCUCGCCCAGAGCCGCGCCGGGACGCCAGCAGCUCUCCGCUACAAACCCCCCCAACGGGACCAGCAGGAGUUCCCCGGUGCGGAUGGGAAGCAUCUACCUCAACCGGACCGCCAGGGCCAAGUGGCAGUCCCUGGAGAGGCGGGUCAGCGACGUGAUCAUGCAGAGGCUGACCAUCUCCAACAUGGAGACCGAAAUGAACCGACUGCUGAAGCAACGUGAGGAUCUGACCAGGCGGAGGGAGCGAGUGUCCAGGAGGAGGCAGAAGGUGGCGGUGGACGGCGCGGAUGCUGACCGCUCGCUGGCCUCCCUGAGCGAGGAGCUGGAGUCUCUCGGCGCCAACAUCGACUACAUCAACGACAGCAUCGCCGACUGCCAGGCCAACAUCAUGCAGAUGGAGGAGGCCAAGGAGGAAGGCGAUACCGUCGACAUCGCUGCUGUGAUCAGCACGUGUAACCUGUCAGAAGCUCGCUUCCUUCUGGACCAUUUCACAACAAUGGCCAUCAAUAAGGGUCUGCAGGCAGCUCAGAAGGACUCCCAGCUGAAGGUGAUGGAGGGCCGGCUGAAGCAGACGGAGAUCAACAGCGCCACGCAGAACCAGCUGCUGUUCCACAUGCUGAAGGAGAAGGCGGAGAUCAACCCGGAGCUGGACGCCCUGCUGGGCAGCGCCCUGCAAGAGUUAGGUUACCUGUCGCCAGAGAAUGGAGACGACAGCAGCAGUGAUGAAUCCACCCCCAGUCCGGCCACAGAGGGCAGCACGCUGGCAUCAGAUUUAAUGAAGUUAUGUGGCGAAACCAGAACCAGAGGCAAGGCUCGCAGACGGACCACCACCCAGAUGGAGCUGCUGUACGCCAGCAGUGGGGAUCUGUCCUGUGAAUCUCCCACCGGAGACUUCCCGGCGCCCCUGCUGCCCAUCGCCGAGCGAGCGGAAGGGCCGGCAGACACGCAGGGGCACGCUGUCGGUCAGACCCCUGACAGAGAGCAAACUGUUUCCCCAUCUGCACUGUCUGCACGGCCAGCUGGCAUCUCUGGAUCGAGGUCGCCUACAGGAACCGAGCGGCGGCACGUAGAGCGGUCGCCACUCAACCGCAGGAAACUGCAAGAGAAAGGAGUCGCGCCGACGCACAUCCCGGCACCCGCACACUCGCUUCCUGUCAGCACCGCAGAGACUAAAGCUAAAACCAGCGACUUCAAAUCUGUGUUAGAGGAGUCGCCUGUAUAUGAAGGCCACAGAGGUGUGAUCAACCCCGUGGCAGCUCCCAAAAACAGCCGGGGAGCCAUGCUUCAGUGCGUCUAUGUGGCUGAGGGACACACCAAACCUGUCCUCUGUGUGGACGCCACCAAUGACCUGCUGUUCACCGGAUCCAAAGACCGUACAUGUAAAGUGUGGAACUUGGUGACGGGCCAGGAGAUCAUGUCUCUUGCUGAUCAUCCCAGCAGUGUCGUCUCAGUCAGGUACACGUCCAGCCUGGUCUUCACCGUUUCCUCCGCUUACAUCAAAGUCUGGGACAUUCGAGACUCGGCCAAAUGCAUCCGAACGCUGACGUCAUCGGGCCAAGUCGGCUCCGGGGAAAUGUGCUCCUCUGCCAGAAGUUUAUCCAUCCCGCCAGGAGAAAGUCAGAUCAACCAAAUCGCCCUCAACCCUUCAGGCUCCUUCCUGUAUGCGGCCGCUGGUAACGCCGUGCGCAUGUGGGACCUCCGAAAAUUUGCGUCCACGGGGAAGCUGACCGGACAUUUGGGACCCGUUGUGUGUCUCACUGUGGAGAAGUUGGGCCACGGGCAGGACGUGGUGCUCACAGGCUCUAAAGACCAUCACGUUAAAAUGUUCGAGGUGGCAGAGGGCGCUCAGGGCAGCAUCAGCUCCUGCCACACGUUCGACCCGGCGCAUCAGGACGGCGUGGAGUCGCUGACCGUCCACGGAGAGGUGCUGUACAGCAGCUCCAGGGACCACUGCAUCAAAAAGUGGGAUCUGACCAGUAAACAGCUGCUGCAGACCGCGAGCGGCCUGGCGGACUGGGUCAGCGCCCUGGGCGUGGUGCCGGGCUCGCCGGUGCUGCUCAGCGGCUGCAGAGGGGGGCUGCUGCGCCUCUGGCACAGCGGCUCUCUGGCGCCCCUCGGCGAGGUCCAGGGCCACGACAGCCCCAUCAACGGCCUGGCCGCCAACAGCAGCCAGCUGUUCACCGCCUCGGAUGACCGCACCGUAAAGAUCUGGGAAGCCAAAGGAUCUCUGGAGGAAGGAAUAAACUGAGAGCUGAUCAUUCACUUCUUUUUUUUUUUUGUCCGCUGGCCUUGAAUCAAUGGGAGAACCCUGAUCGCUGAUCACUGAUCCUUCAGUGUCAGGGGAAUCUCAUCUCACGCUGUCUGGAGGAGAAAACGUUUCAGGUCAGAAGAGGUAAAAGUGAAGCUUGUCGGGUCUCGGUGGACGGAAAACGUCACGACUGAGAGGGACGUUGACACAGCAGGAGUGAGAACAUGACUACAUUACCGUUUCCUCCUUAAUUCAGCAUGGAUCUAUGCAACUGGAGAACUUUGUGAGAAAGAGCAGGGUUUGGUGAUUCUUCUGCUCCUCGACUCGGAGAUCCUCUGCUCCCUGGAUCCACUGUGAGUCUUGUGUGCGUCCGUGUGUGUUGUGUAGCGUCUUCCUCAUAUCGCCGCUCCGGUCAUUUCAGGUGUGUGAUUUGUGGAAAAAUGAUCAAGGACCAAACGACUGCUGAAGCUGCACGUGGUUGUACGAUGAAGCUGUUACUGCCAAACCCUCUGUAGAAGACUGAGUUUCCAUACUGCGCAUAUAGCCUUACAAAAAAAAAGAAAAAGAAAAACAGACUGUGAGCUCAGAUAGUUUCAAUUUACCUGCUCCAAUUGUGAAAACUUCAAAAUCAACCAAUUAUCUUAUUGAAAAUAUGAUUUUAGGCAAGCUUAAUGAGAAAUCAUGUAAAUUAGGAGAGAAACUACUUUUAGCAGUCUGUUUAACCUCCUUCUUAUUCCGUUGCUGCAUAUAAAACCUGUGAGCGACUAACAGCCAGUUAAAUGUGCAUCAAGUUCCAGCUCCAAGAUUAAGACCAAAUUGUUCUUAAUGAAGGGAAAGACGAUUGAUAACUAUCUCGCUAUUUUGUCUGGUUGGUCUCAGAAGUUGCUGCAGGCUUGUUUUUUUUUUUUUUUUUUGCAUCUGAUUAACAAGCCUGGCAAUUUUAAUUAGUUUUUUCCCACAACUUUAACAACUGUUUCACCAUCUUUUCCAAGCAGACUCCACCAUUAACUCAAUGCAGCUGAUGUGGAUUGUUCUUCUUUUUUUUGGAAGGGGCUGCGCAGUGAUUAGUAUGUUUAGUUGUGAUCAGAUUGACCAGAUUAAAACAGAAUAACUUUAAAAAGAACCUCCUAAAUCAUUCACGUUGAUGGAAUCAAGCACCUUGUGAUUAUCUAAGUCAUUAGAUAAUGUUUGAGUUUUUCAUUUCUUAAGCUUUCAGUCUUAGAAACAUAUCUGAUAUGAGUCUAUUUAUUUAUUUUGUCUUGCAUUUGUGAAGUUGCCGUCUUCCUUCUCGGUGUUAAAGUCGUUCCGAUGGACUACACGUUAUACUCAUGCGGUGGAUUUCUCCAUAAUCAAAGCAGUGUUAUCAGUGCCUGUAAUCAAUCUGAAACUGCACGUAGUGACUGUGGAAUCAGUACCUGAUCGAUGUGGACGAGCCCUCGUUUAAAAGGUCAGAUCAGCAAUUUAUCACCAACUACUGAUUUUUCUUUGUGUUUUUUUCUGAAAUAUCUUUGCUGCUCUGGUUUUUGGAUAUCUGGAGCGAGAAGUCAGCUGAAGUCAGUUGCACUGAAAUUCUAUUUUUUAUCAACUUAAUUAGUUUUGUUGACUUUAUAUGGGACUGAAAUCAGUGGGUUACAUAUUUUUUUUUCAGUUCCAUUAGACUAAAUAAUCCCCUCGAAAGACAACACGACCUGUAAGUAUCUCUAAUUUAUAAUGAAUCCUGUCCGCCUGACUCUUCCUGUAAAUAUGUUUACUCCCUGCUGAUUCUCUCGUGAACAGUUUCAUGUGACUGAAAUAAAUGCUGUGUGAAAAUAAAUUUUAAUAUAAAAAGU
Messenger RNA from Salarias fasciatus (jewelled blenny), 6857 nucleotides. RefSeq names its product kinesin-like protein KIF21A. The record is from RefSeq and is a predicted model, not a curated record. Gene Ontology annotation, cellular component: microtubule associated complex. Gene Ontology annotation, biological process: mitotic spindle organization; microtubule-based movement; spindle elongation. Gene Ontology annotation, molecular function: microtubule binding; ATP binding; microtubule motor activity. The coding region runs from base 259 to 5028 and encodes 1589 amino acids. NCBI's taxonomy places the organism in Eukaryota, Metazoa, Chordata, Actinopteri, Blenniiformes, Blenniidae. The transcript is spliced from 37 exons.